Molecule: messenger RNA, 7528 nt
Organism: Alosa alosa (allis shad)
Lineage: Eukaryota; Metazoa; Chordata; Actinopteri; Clupeiformes; Clupeidae
Gene: usp16
Product: ubiquitin specific peptidase 16
Exons: 18
Coding region: 242-2836 (864 amino acids)
Biological process (GO): protein deubiquitination
Cellular component (GO): nucleus; cytosol
Molecular function (GO): zinc ion binding; cysteine-type endopeptidase activity; cysteine-type deubiquitinase activity
Source: RefSeq, a predicted model, not a curated record
AGCAUCUGGUGAUUCCACGUUUCGAACUCAGUUUUCCUCAAAAAUGUGUACAUUUAAUAACGCUUGCGUUAUACACAAUGUUAUUCUUUAGAUUAUAAAAUUGCGUUUUUAUGGACCUAAUUUUUCAUUAGAAUGAAGAUGAUGCGUCGACAACGCGCCACUUUGAAUUUUGUUCAGCUUAAAGAUCACUCAAAUCUACGCUUUUAACUUCAGAUUUUCUCGUAAUCCUCUGCCACUCGCGAUGGGUAAGAAGAAAGGGAAGGACAGAAGUUCUAAAGAGGAAAACUGCGUGGACUUGACAGGCCCUUCCUGUUCCCACAUUCGCAAGGGAAUAGACCACAUCUUGUUUAAGAAGACUGCUCCAGAUGUCGAUUGGAACUUGUGUCAGGACUGUCAGGAGGGACCCAACACAAAAUCUGAGGAUGAAAUGAAUCAAGAGCCACAGGUUGUAUGGAUGUGCCUGAAAUGUGGACACAGGGGCUGUGGGAGAUACUCAGAAGAUCAACAUGCUGUGAGGCACUAUGAGAAGCCACGUUCAGAUCCUCAUUGUCUGGUACUGAAUCUGGACAACUGGAGUGUAUGGUGUUACAUCUGUGAUGAUGAUGUUCAGUAUUCAAGCACAGGACAGCUGGCUCAGUUGGUGACCAAUAUAAAAAAGCUUGCACUACCAGACUAUGCCAGUAAAAAGCCAAAAACAAAAGAACCCAGCAUCAGCCAUAAUGACUUGAAGGAAGAGGAAAGCAAUGAUUUGGAGGAAGAGAAGGAGGAGAAGGAGAACAAAGGCAGACAAAAGAAGAACGUUAAGAAAGACACCAGCCCAAAGGGAAAGAAGACUGAGGCAGUGGAAAACAGUGGUGCACUUUUAGUCAGGGGGCUAAGCAAUCUUGGGAACACCUGUUUCUUCAAUGCUGUUGUACAGAACCUGUCCCAGACCCAGUUUUUGAGGCAGGUCCUCAGUGAUGUUACACAUGAGAAGAUCACCGUCACUUUGACACCUAGCGUCUCCUCAGAACUGGAUCCUAUUAAGGUGCAGCUAGAUCAGCCUGGAUCCCUUACCCUCUCCAUGUGGCAGCUGCUUAACGAGAUCCAGGAAACCAAGAAAGGGGUUGUCACUCCCAGGGAGCUGUUCACUCAAGUGUGUAAAAAGGCUGCCAGGUUCAAAGGCUUCCAGCAGCAAGACAGCCAGGAGCUUCUGCGCUAUUUGCUGGACGGGAUGAGGGCUGAGGAAAUCAAAAGAUUUAAAGCUGGAAUAUCGGAGGCUCUGAAAAGCUCAGGAAAGAAUGCAGACUCAGAAGAAUCCAAGACAUUGAUGAAAAACUAUGAGAAAAAUGGAACACUCAAAAACUUUGUUGACCAGGUCUUUGGGGGAGAGAUGACCAGCACGGUGAUGUGCAAAGAAUGCAAGACGGUGUCUGUCGUGACAGAAAUGUUCCUUGACUUGUCACUUCCUGUUUCAGAUGAGGCAUACAGGAAAAAGAAUCAAAAGAAAGUUGUGCAGAGGAGCAGCGUGAGUGAUGAUGGAUGGGACAGUCCUACUCCGGUGACCAAUGGGAAAGAAGAUAUGCCAACGGGGGCGGGUAGUAAGUACCAGCAGAAGAAGGCAAAGAAGCAAGCCAAGAAACAAAAUAAGAACCAAAGGCGGCAGCCAAAACAGGAAGUGAAAGUCUCACUGGACACAAUGGGGAACGAGGACGAGAUAGGCGGCGGUGAUGCUGAGGCGGCCUCGCCGAGCGUGGCCACCGAGCCUGAGGCGGGCUGCGAGACGGACGAGAACACCCAGAUGGACACGGAGCAGCCGUCAGAGGUAGAUCACUCUGAGCAGGGACAGGGGAAGAUGGAUGAGUCUCCCAAGGGUAAUGAAGGUCAGCAGCAUCAGCAGCAUGAUGGAGAGGAGAAGGAUGAGGAGGAGGAGGAUGAUGAGGAGGAGGAGGAGGCCGCAGACGAGUCCGCAGUCAGUAAUCGAUUCAUGGCGCUGGCCGAGGACCAGAGUUCCAAAUCGCAGACUGAUGAUGGCAGGACCAAGGAGAAAGACGAGGAAGUGGUGAAGGAUGCCACACAGGUGCCUUCCGUCGAGGACGAGGAGGAGCAGGAGGAAGAGAAUUUGGCUGAAGAGCUGAACCACUUGUCCCUAAAUGGGACUUCAGAGCCGUGCGAGGCUGCUACUGAGAAUGGGCACGAUGAUGAGAGCCCAGAGUACACAGUGGUGAACCAGGACCCUGAGAAGGCCUUCCACACCUUAGCCACCAGGGCGGCGCCAGACAAGCAGGAGUGCUCCGUGGACUCCUGCCUCUUCCAGUUCACCGAAGUGGAGCAACUCACUCAGAGUAACAGCUUGCUGUGUCUCACCUGCACAAAACGCCAGUCUGGGUCCAAGGCCACAGAAGGCUCCAAGAAGAGUGUAUACAGGGAUGCGCUGAAGCAGAUGCUCAUCUCGUCUCCGCCGCCUGUGCUGACUCUUCACCUGAAGAGAUUUCAACAGGUUGGUUACAGUGUGUGUAAGGUGAAUCGUCAUGUCCAGUUCCCUCAACUUCUAGACUUGGCACCAUACUGCUCGGUCAACUGCAAGAAUGUGUCAGAAGGAAUGACCCAGGUGCUGUACAACCUCUAUGGGAUUGUUGAACACAGUGGGACAAUGAGAUCGGGACACUACACUGCCUACGUGAAAGCUCGGCCUCACUGUCAAAACAUGGCAUCCAAUGGAUUAGCCACGCAAGGUAAUGGUGAGCCACCGAAGGGAUCGUGGUUUCACAUCAGUGACUCAAGCGUUCAGCCUGUCACAGAAGCCAAAGUGCAGAGUUCCCAAGCCUACCUCCUGUUCUACGAGAGGAUCUCCUAAGCAUCCUCUCUUAAAGUGCCCCAUACAAGAACCACUGCUGCUGCUUGAACUACCACACACAGACACACACACACACACACACACACACACACAGACAAAUAAAUGACCCUGAGAUGAACUGGAAAAUAUACACCAGUGCACAUUUUUUUCAUCCUUUUUAAAGAUGGAUGUCCGAUCAACUGUGUGGUGUUAUGAUGAACGGGUGAGUCAGUUUUUGAGUAAGAGUGGUUUGUUUUAGAUUACAACAAAAUGAAACUUGAUUACUUGGCCUGAAAUCAAAAGGAGAAAUGCUGUUCUAAUCCGAUACACAAUUUGUCAAACUCAGAGAAUUUCUGGUCCUUUAGUUGUCCAUUCUGUAUGUGUGCUAAGCAAAAAAACUGAUGUACACAGUCCUGGCUCUAUAUAGGAAGUAGAGCGACUCAGGCUGAACCAAUCAGGCUGUGAACCACACACGCCUGUUAGUACAAGAUCACAAGAACAGGGGGUGGUGUAUGGUGUAAUUUGUUUGGGAGUUCAAAUAUCAGCAAUGUUUUGCCAGAAUCACAGACUCUGUCUUUAAUGUAUAAUUAGCAAAUACGCUUACAGAAGAUUUCUUUGGUUUGGGGGCAACUAAUCAUCACUGUCUUAUAGAUGACACAGAAUGGAUGACCAGAGUAUUUUACCUUGUUCUCUGAUGUUAACAUAGAAGGUAUGCAACUUUGGUCUGUCAAAACCAUGUUCAGCUGCAAUAUUCAUGCCCAUUUACAGCCCUGUAAUUAGGCUGGGGAAUAAAAUGGCCCAUUUUAGCAGAUAUCCAGCAACCCCCUCAUAGUUAUCUGGCACCCACAUGAAUAAUUAAGUGAAGUAAUUUACGCUAAUUGGCUUCCUUGCAACGAAAGACAGCUCACAACAGGCAACUUCUACCUGAAUCUCCAACUUGAAGUGGUAACUUAAUGUGAUCACAGUGAUGGUUUGCGCCACAGGUAAUUUCAAAGUCAUUUGCAGUCAUGAAGGCAGAAACCACCUUGUUUCUGGUUCACAGUAGCUUUAUGGUACCCACCAAUCUCUCCUUGGGCUACGUUCAAACUAGGCUUCUUUUUUGAAGCUGCCAGCAUCCGUUUUACAUUAUAAUCCUAAGGAAUAAACCGAGUUUUCAAAAAAGUCCUCGGCUUCUUUUGAAACGCGAUCACGGGCGUCUUUUUCUACAGCUCAGAGCUGUUUUUAAAGUUGAGAAAUGUGUCUGUCAGAAACAGAGGCCAAGUCUUAACGUACCUUUAUUUUAACAAAGCCAAGGUAAAAAGGGUGUUCCAUUCUGUGUCAUCUUUAAAGUAACACAAUAUAGGAAUUCUCCUGUUCCUCAGUUUUCAACAAACUGGGUAUUCAUUUAGCACUAAGGGGGUACCCAAUUCAUCCAAAACUGACAAAAAGGGUCAUGCACCCUCCCACGACAACAUUACCUGUUGGGUGGGUAAACUCUCUCAAUUGCUUUUUCAGGUAUUUCUCAUUUGUGAGGAUCUUUAGAAUACAAAUGAGCCAUUGUAGCCUGGUAUGACUAGACAUGCACUGUGAGAGUAUAAUCCAAACAAACACUGACCUGGGGACAAUAGAACAAUGGAGUCAGGCUAUACCAAUAGUCUUUUUUUGGAGCAGAGGUUCUGUUCUAUAGGUAAAAAUACCAGAUUUUUCUGUUUAGUCUUUGCUUCGCAAGAGAGUUUUCUGCUACCUUGUUGGGGUAUUCUCAUUUCAGACCUUUAAUUUGUUUUGUUUUUUCAGAACUGUAGAUUCAGCAAGCACUUCUGCCACCAGAGUAUGUAGAGUAUUAGUAGAGCGGCUACAGGAAAAAUCGUGCAAAUUAUGAUACAAGCGUGAAAUUCGGCAGGUAUGUGCUCAAGACCAAUACAAUCAAAUCUACCUGAUAGGCCACUUGAAAUGGCCGCCAAAAAAGACCUCAGAAAUUGAUUUAUUGCUCAGAAUUCACCAAAGAUAUUAUGAUACAAGCAUGAAAUUAGGCAUGUAUGUGCUCAAGACCAAUACAAUAAAAUCUGCCUCAUUUGCCAUUUUUAAUGGCGGCCAUUUUCCAAAAUGGCCACCAUGAAAAACUCUAAAAAUUGAUUUGUUGUACAGAAUUGACAAAGGAAAUUAUGAUACAGCCAUGAAAUUUGGCAGGUAUGUGCUUAAGACCAACACAAUACAUUCUAACUGAUUUUCCAGUUUAAAUGACGGCCAUUUUCCAAGAUGGCCGCCAAAAAAUACCAUAGAAAUGGAUUUGUUGCACAUAAUUGAUCAAGCAAGUUAUUAUAUAAGCAUGAAUUUUGGCAUGAAUGUGCUAAAAAACAAUACAAUCAAAUCUACCUGACUUGCCACUUGAAAUGGAAGCCAUUUUACAAUAUGGCCGCCAAAAGACUGAAUUUAGCCCAGAAAAUGAUGAUACAAGUAUGUAAUUUUGUGUGUUUGUGUUAAAGAGCAAUAUAAUGAAAUCCACCUCAUUUGCAACUUGAAAAUGUAAUAUGGCAGCCAUUUUUAAAGAUGGCCCCCAAAUAAGACACUAGAAUGUUAACAUUCACUACAUUUCUGUUUCCUUCUAUGAUGAAGUCAUUGGAAAUUCAAUUCAUUCCUGUGUCAAGUCUUGCACAAUCAAGUUUGAUAGGCAAUGCAUUAAGAGAGUGGAACAUGGGGAUAUUUUUUGCUAAUAAUGUAUAGCCAUCUUCAUCUGUCUUUGCAGGAUUCGUAUUAGGAGACUUUAAUUGUUCUUUUGUGUCCUUUUGACACAGACAGCACUUUGACCAGUCAGUGUGUGUUAUACGUUCGUUGUCCAUUGUUAAUCUAAAAAAUCAGAUUGAGGUAUGAUCUUUUGAUCACCUUUUGAAUCCAUGCAUGGAACAGUUAUUUAAAUUUCAAUUAGUUUUGGGCUGAUUGGCAAAAUGUGAUUCAGAAUUUAGUGUAGGUAUUUUAACAGAAAGACGCAUGUGUAUAAAAAUGCUAUUUGUUUUUCAACAAUGUAAGCCUGUUUUAACAAGGCUGUGCAAACACAUACAGCAGGUGGAGAAGAAGAAAAUGCCUUUGAGUGGUGUGGCAGUAUAUCAAUAUCAAUUGCUGAUUAUUCGGACCAUGUCACAAGUAAGAUGUAAUAUUUCUUUACCCACCCUCACCUUGAGCAUGGAAAAGGGCAAUGUUGCUACAACAUUCGAUUAUCUUUGAAUGUCCCAGGCUGACAAGCCAGAGCUGUUAUGUGAUUAGCUAAAUCAAACAUGUCAAUGUCACGUCCAGAGCGAAAAAAGCAAAUUCAUGACAAAGGUUCUUCAGCGACCUUGGCUACUUGGUAGCUGAGGUUGUUUCUGGUGUACACGCAUCUUUUGUUUAACAGCAACAUUGAAAACCAUGAAUUGCGGUUAUUAGCAUAUUAGUGUCAUUGUAUUAUUAGCAUGUCAUAACCAUUUUAUUUGUUUGGGGGGGUGGGGGGUGGCAUCACGUAACGGCCUCCAUUGACAUUAAGAACUGUCAUUAUUAGCAUGUUAUCACCAUGCUAUUUGUGUGUCAUAAGUGGCUUAUUUGUCAUUGUGGAACAUUUUUAAUAUCUGUAUCACUUCAUCAUCUAUGGAAACAUAUUUAAGGAGAGUGAACAAUCAUUUACACCACAUUUGCAAUUUGCACAUUUGAAAUUUGCAAAUUUCUUGGGUCUUUUUGGACGCCAUCUUGGAAAAUGGCCAGCAUUUCAAGUAGCAAAUCAAGUGGAUUUGAUUGUAUUGGUCUUGAUCACAUCCAUGCCAAAUUUCACGCGUCCAUCAUAAUUUGCUUUGACAAUUCUGUGCAAUAAAUCAAUUUCUAGGGUUUUUUUUGGCAGCCAUCUUGGAAAAUGGCCACCAUUUCAAGUGGCCAAUCAGGUUGAUUUGAUUGAAUUGGUCUUAAGCACAUACAUGUCGAAUUUCAUGCUUGUAUCAUAAUUUGCUAGGUCAAUUCUAUGCAAUAAAUCAAUUUCUGGGGUCUUUUUUGGUGGCCAUCUUGGAAAAUGGCCGCCAUUUCAAGUGGCCAAUCAGGUAGAUUUGAUUGUAUUGGUCUUAAGCACAUAAAUGUCGAAUUUCAUGCUUGUAUCAUAAUUUGCUAGGUCAAUUCUAUGCAAUAAAUCAAUUUCUGGAGUCUUUUUUGGCGGCCAUCUUGGAAAAUGGCCACCAUUUCAAGUGGCCAAUCAGGUAGAUUUGAUUGUAUUGGUCAUAAGCACAUACCUACCAAGUUUCAUGCUUGUAUCAUAAUUUGCACGAUUCUUGCCAAAUUGGCCUUGUAGCCGCUCUACUAUAUGUGACAUGAGUUAGGGAGGCAGGUGGGGCGUUGAAUCCUUAAUGGCCUUAAGUUCCCCUUGGAAUCUUUGCACACAGACUACAUGCUUAAUCAAGAAAUGACAAUAACCACCAGUGCUAAUUUAGUUGCAGGCCUUGGUCAUUUUUUCUUGGAAAUACAAUAAAAGCCAUAAGGCAUUGUAUGUAUGCCACAUCGGCUCUUGAAAUAUGUUGCCCAGAAUGCUUCCCACCUUAGCUACAGUGAGUCUGUCCUCAGAAACAUUACUGUGGUUGUGAAGAGUACAACUGAAGCCUCAUUUGCAACAACAAGAUCGAUCUAUGAGAGCUUAUACAUUUGUAUGGAAUAUUUAUAUAUGUAAGUUGUAUUUUAUAUGGUUCUUUUGGCAGAAUGCAAGUCCAAUAAAACAGUUAUUAAUCAUAA